Molecule: messenger RNA, 2473 nt
Organism: Manduca sexta (tobacco hornworm)
Lineage: Eukaryota; Metazoa; Arthropoda; Insecta; Lepidoptera; Sphingidae
Gene: Xpd
Product: general transcription and DNA repair factor IIH helicase subunit XPD
Exons: 19
Coding region: 145-2427 (760 amino acids)
Biological process (GO): transcription by RNA polymerase II; nucleotide-excision repair; positive regulation of mitotic recombination
Cellular component (GO): nucleus
Molecular function (GO): hydrolase activity, acting on acid anhydrides, in phosphorus-containing anhydrides; DNA helicase activity; damaged DNA binding
Source: RefSeq, a predicted model, not a curated record
AUUGGCAACACUUAAUUUUCCGGUAUCCAGCUUGACAGCUUGACAUUUGACAAAAAAAAUAAAACAAUGUUCGGUUAGCUUGUUAUUUUUGCGGUAAUUUAAAAUAUUAAGUAAAACAAAGUAAUUUACGUUAUCUAGGACAUAAUGAAGUUGACUGUGGACGGGUUGUUAGUAUAUUUCCCUUACGAUUACAUCUACCCAGAGCAAUAUGCAUAUAUGUUGGAAUUAAAACGUGCUUUAGACGCUAAGGGUCAUGGAUUGUUAGAGAUGCCUUCUGGUACUGGAAAAACUAUUUCACUGCUCUCAUUGAUCGUCGCUUAUAUGAUACAGAAUCCACAUCAUGUAAGGAAACUGAUUUAUUGUUCCCGUACUGUGCCAGAAAUCGAAAAAGUAUUGGAAGAGUUAAAGAAUCUGAUAAAGUACUAUGAGAAGUCACAAGGAGAGAGACCCAGUCUCACAGGAGUCGUUCUAAGCUCUCGGAAAAACCUCUGCAUCCAUCCUGAUGUAUCGCGGGAGAGAGAAGGUAAGCUGGUUGAUGGUAAAUGUCAUGCGCUGACCGCCAGCUACAUAAGGGAGAGGCAUGAGAGAGACAGCUCAAUACCUAUAUGUCCAUUCUAUGAAGGCUUCAAUCGCGAAGGCAAAGAGUCUAUGCUGCCCUAUGGAGUGUACACCAUGGAUGACCUCAAACAGUAUGGAGCCGACAGGAACUGGUGUCCAUACUUUCUGGCUAGAUUCGCUAUAGUCCACGCAGAAAUAGUAGUUUAUUCCUACCACUACCUCCUGGACCCGAAGAUAGCGGAAGUGGUGUCGAAGGAGCUAAACAAGGAGGCGGUAGUGGUGUUCGACGAGGCGCACAACAUCGACAACGUGUGCAUCGACUCGCUCAGCGUCAAGAUCACGCGCCGGACCAUAGACAAGAGCACCGCCGCGUUACAGCAGCUCGAGAACACUGUCGCGCAGAUUCGUGACGAAGACUCCGCUCGUCUCACAGCAGAAUAUGAGCAGCUGGUGGAAGGGUUGAGAGAAGCAGCCAUGGCGAGGGACACUGACAUGGUCCUCGGGAACCCGAUCCUGCCUGAUGAAGUGCUCAAUGAGGUGGUCCCCGGCAACAUUAGGAACGCGGAGCACUUCCUGAGCUUCCUGCGGCGGUUCAUAGAGUACAUCAAGACCAGGCUCAGGAUACAGCACGUGGUGCAGGAGUCGCCCGCUGGUUUCCUCAAAGACGUGUCAUCUCGCGUGUGCAUUGAACGCAAGCCGCUACGUUUCUGCGCGUCGCGGCUUGCCUCCCUGAUGAAGACCCUGGAGAUCCCGGACCCGUCGCACUUCUCCUCGCUGACGCUCAUCACACACCUGGCCACCCUGGUCUCCACAUACACCAAGGGCUUCACGAUCAUUAUAGAGCCGUUUGAUGAUAAGACGCCCACGGUUUCAAACCCCAUUUUACAUUUCUCUUGCAUGGACUCUUCAAUAGCAAUGCGGCCGGUGUUCUCGAGAUUCCAAACCGUCAUCAUUACUUCAGGAACCCUGUCUCCCCUGGACAUGUAUCCGAAGAUCUUGGACUUCAACCCGGUGAUCAUGAGUUCGUUCACAAUGACUCUCGCCAGACCUUGCAUAUUGCCAAUGAUAGUAUCAAAAGGCAGUGAUCAAGUGGCGAUAUCGUCAAAAUACGAAACGCGAGAGGACGUGGCGGUCAUACGGAAUUACGGCCAGUUGUUGGUAGAGAUCGCGGCGUGUGUGCCGGACGGCGUGGUGUGCUUCUUCACGUCGUAUCUGUACCUCGAGAGUGUUGUGGGAGCCUGGUAUGAUCAAGGUGUAGUAGCAAACUUGCAAAGGCACAAGUUACUAUUUAUCGAAACGCAAGACUCAGCAGAAACCAGCUUCGCGCUCAUCAACUAUAUCAAGGCGUGCGAGGGCGGGCGCGGCGCGGUGCUGCUGUCGGUGGCGCGCGGCAAGGUGUCGGAGGGCGUGGACUUCGAGCACCACCUCGGCCGCGCCGUGCUCAUGUUCGGCAUCCCCUACGUCUUCACGCAGUCGCGCAUACUCAAGGCGCGGCUCGACUACCUGCGGGAUCAGUUCCAGAUCCGUGAAAAUGAUUUCCUAACGUUCGACGCGAUGCGUCACGCCGCGCAGUGCGUCGGCAGAGCUCUACGUGGCAAGACUGACUACGGUAUAAUGAUAUUCGCGGACAAGCGGUUCAGCCGCGCCGACAAGCGCAGCAAGCUGCCGCGCUGGAUCCAGGAACACCUCAAGGACUCCUUCUGCAACCUCAGCACAGAGGAGGCCGUGCAGAUCUGCAAGCGCUGGCUGCGUCAGAUGGCGCAGCCCUUCACCCGCGAGGACCAGCUCGGCGUGUCGCUCCUCACGCUGCAGCAGCUGCAGUCGCAGGAGCAGCAGGACAAGAUCGAGAAACAGGUCAUACAGAAGUGAUACAAACAAUUAUACUGUGUAAAUAAUAUAUUCAGUUUUAUAGUGA